AUGGUUCAAGGACAAAAUAAAUCAAUGAAUAGACUGGAUGAUAUAAUUGAGCUUAAUAAUAAAGGUCAUGAGCAAGCCUGUAGUGGAAUUAGGGAAUAUAAGCAAGAAUGUUCAAUUUUUUGGUUAAAAAAUAACUUGAAAACCAAUUUUGAUACACAUAAGUGUUCAGUUAAAAUUAUUACUAAGGUUAUGCUUUCAGAUGUUGAAGAGUCCUUGCCAGUACAAUUGUUUAUUGAAGAUACACAUAGAUCAUUACAUAUACUUUCUGGAGUAGAAAUUGCACUAAAAUUAUUAGCACCAUACAAUAAUACAAGUAAAACAGAUCUUAGAUAUAUGUGUAAAACUAAUCAAUUGGUUACUACUGAAUUAAAAAAGCAAGGAAAAGUAAUUUAUUAUCAGUGUAAUGAUACUUCCAUUUCUGAAAAUUGCUCUAAAUAUUAUUACCAAUUAACAGUAAGUGAUGAUAUAUGGCUUCAGCAAGGCCAAGAUUUUAUUAAGGAUGAAGCUGGAUAUGUGUCUCCAUUAGCAUUUGGUCUUAGUGACAAAGAAAAUCAUCUUAUAAUAUAA
Molecule: messenger RNA, 567 nt
Organism: Cetraspora pellucida
Lineage: Eukaryota; Fungi; Glomeromycota; Glomeromycetes; Diversisporales; Gigasporaceae
Source: the annotation of a GenBank genome assembly